CACAAUCUAUAGCCCACCGGCGCCGUGUCGCACCGCUGCCUACAUUCGGAAACAGCCCCGAAACGACUCCGGAGUCCGGCCCCGAGCAGCCGUCAGGUACCACCAGUGGUCGCUAAACGCGCGCCUGUCGCGUUCUGCUGCUCUCGCCCACUGCACGCGCUCGUUUGCACCCGCCCGGAGCAGGCGCUCGUUAGGCCCUUUAUCGUGUCCGGAAGCGUGCGCGAGAAAGUGUUGCCUUGCAUUCGAGCCUUCGAGUUCUACGUCUCGAUCAUGGAGGAGAGUGAUCAGCAGCCGCAACUCCUGAGCGUCUGCAUGGAAGGCGAGCAGGAGAUGGUGAUCCAUGUGGAGAGGGCAGGAAGCUUGGAGGGCAGCACACUGGUGCCCGUGCAAGUGAUCCCUGACGUGAUGCAGGUUCCUCCCCGUAAUGGCGGUAUCGAGUGGAACAGCCACGAGAGUAAGGUCCUGUUGGAGAACUACGUGCGCUACGUGCCACAGGUUGGGCCAGACAAAAAGUUUCGGAGCAAAAAGGAGAUGUUCAAGCGCAUUGCCGACCACAUCUUCGAGGUAACGGGGCAGCGGCGCACGGGCGAGCAGUGCGAGAACCGGUACAAAACCAUCAUGCGCCGGAAGAGGCGCCAUGGAGAAGGAAGGAGCACAGGACUCGCCAGGGCUCGCAUCCUUCUACACACAGCAGCUGGAGCAGAAGACGGCGAGGACGAGCAAUUCAUGGAGGAGGAAGAACCAGAGGUGGAGGAAGAGGAAGCUGAGCCAAAACAGGAGGAGCUGCAGCAGCAGGAACUCGAGGACGAUGAGCCGGAACUGCUGGCUGAACUGGCCGCCAUGGGUGACGAAGAGCAGCAGAUGAACCGACGGGCCUUGCGAAAGCGCAAGAGCUCCUCAGCAAUUGACCAGCAGCUGCUGCUCGACAGGCUGCAUGAACUGCACGAGCAGCGUGAACGACGAAGGGACGAGCGCGAGCGUCGUAGGGAGCUCAGGCAUGCCGAACAAAUGAAUCUGCUCCGAAGAAUCCUCAGCGUGUUAGAACGGCAGCCACUUACAACAUCAACUGCUAAUCGCCUACGAGUGGCUGCAACCCACCGGUGACACUCGCUAUCCACCAGCUGUGUGUGUUGAAAUUAAUCUGGGCACUAAAUUUAUAUUUUGCUGAUGUUUCACCUUUAAAGAGGAUGACAAAUGAACUUUGGCUGGUGGAGAUUGAAAGUUGUUUGUUGGUUGUCAUGUGAAGAAGCAUGACAAGUUUUCUUGGGAGAGUGUUCUUUUUUAUGUUGCUAAAAUGUAUUUUACUGUUGAACCUGACCAGAUGUGUCAAACGGCUGGCACCACUCUGACUGAAAGCAAAACUAAACCUUGCUUAUUAUUCUAUGACUAAAUGGUUUCAUGAUAACUGUGUUUUAUUGGCCUCAGUGCUACUUUAUCUCAAGCCACAUGCAGCUUGGUACUGAGGCCCACAUAGCUCAGUGGUGAAGCUAGCAUGGCUCAGUAAUAAAACUCGAAGGGCAAAGUUGGCUAUGACGAACAGGGUGCUGCCUGCAGGUUUAUCUCAAUAAUGCACACAUAGGCAGCCUUUGGGGCACAAGGACUACUGUGUUUAUUCAUUGAAACUGCUCUUAUGCAGUUCUUUCUAGUCAAAAAAUAUGUUUUUCACACCUUGGGUGUCACAGAAAAAAAUCAUUCCUUGUUUCAAGUGCAUUAGAUGCAUUGUGGAAACAUUUCUGUGCUGCCUGCCUUUAAUAAUGCUUUGAAUGGUACUAUACUGACACUGUGUAACACUAUUCAAAGCAUUAUUAAGGGCAGAGAGGUUGAUGGAUGUCAAGCAGCAGAAAAUGCUGUGGCUUUUGUUCUGCUGUUGCUGCAACAGGCACACUUUUGUUGCUACAGGGAAGGUCUUUGUAAAUAAAGUGCUAUACAUACCAUA
Molecule: messenger RNA, 1936 nt
Organism: Dermacentor andersoni
Lineage: Eukaryota; Metazoa; Arthropoda; Arachnida; Ixodida; Ixodidae
Source: RefSeq, a predicted model, not a curated record